CGACGGGGAGGGCGGGAGCGCGGCGCCGCCGCCAUGGAGCCGCCGCGGAGCGCGCCGCUCGGGCUGGGCGCGGUGCUGGCGACGACGGACUGGUCCGAGCCCUGGCUGGUGGGGCUGGCGGUUUUCCACGUCCUCUGCUUCCUCUUAACUUGCUUCUCCCUGCAGCACUAUCGGGUGCAAAUAGGGCACUUCCUGUGCAUGGUGGGUUUAGUGUACUGUGCUGAAUAUAUAAAUGAAUUAGCAGCCAUGAACUGGAGGUUAUUUUCUAAAUAUCAAUACUUUGAUUCAAGAGGAAUGUUUAUUUCACUAGUCUUUUCGGCACCACUGCUGGUGAAUACUAUUAUAAUUGUGGUCACCUGGGUUUAUAGAACUUUGAGUGUAAUGACUGAAUUGAAGACACUACAGCAGAGAAUUAAAGCAGAGAAAGAGAAGAAGAAGUGAGAGUGUUGAAUAUAUUUAUUACUUUCUUUUUUUUAAUAAUGUUGUUUCAUGUAAUGAAUCCUUCUGUUAAAUUGAUCCAAGAACAGCAAUAUUUUUUGUGUCUAAUGUUAAGAGGACUUUGCACCCUUAGGCCAUGGACAAUGAGGUGAAAGCAAGGGUUCACAAUACAGCUGAACUUUGCCAUGAAAUCAAGAAAAGCUGGUCUUGACAGUUCUUUCUGCUUUUUAGUGUCAGCCGUUUUUACUGUGACCAAGACAAUUAACGCUGAUAAAGGUACAAACUUCCAGUCAGUUUUCAUCUACCUAUGUAUUUUCUAACUGUGUUAAAUAUGUAUUUAUUAAAUAUUCAGUCUGCUUAUGCCAGUUGAAGCUGUUUUGUGGAUUUUAGUAAAUGAGGACUGAUACUCAGAACACCUCAAGAAUCCAUGCUUCUACAAAGCAUUUUACUUUGUAAAGUAAAAGAUCAGGUUUCAUAUUUCGUAUAUGUAUUGUGUGGCAGAGAACAAUUCUGAUACAGGACCAUUUUAUAAAUAAAAUUAUCCAUUUUAUCUUGAA
Rhea pennata is the source of this 995-nucleotide messenger RNA. It is a transcript of the gene TMEM18, whose product is annotated as transmembrane protein 18. The coding region runs from base 34 to 441 and encodes 135 amino acids. NCBI's taxonomy places the organism in Eukaryota, Metazoa, Chordata, Aves, Rheiformes, Rheidae. The record is from RefSeq and is a predicted model, not a curated record. Gene Ontology annotation, cellular component: nuclear membrane. The transcript has 5 exons.